Penicillium cinerascens is the source of this 2151-nucleotide messenger RNA. Its product is annotated as phosphatidylinositol N-acetylglucosaminyltransferase subunit Q/GPI1. The transcript is spliced from 3 exons. Gene Ontology annotation, biological process: GPI anchor biosynthetic process. The record is from RefSeq and is a predicted model, not a curated record. Gene Ontology annotation, cellular component: membrane; endoplasmic reticulum. Bases 1 to 2151 code for a protein of 716 amino acids. NCBI's taxonomy places the organism in Eukaryota, Fungi, Ascomycota, Eurotiomycetes, Eurotiales, Aspergillaceae.
AUGCUCAUGAGCGAUGGGCUACUGCGGGUAUUUUGGCCAUAUGAUCUCCCGCGAUCCUCGUUGCCGGGGGUGAUAGUUGGAUGGCGCAAUUCGGAGCUGGAUUUCUUUGUGCUCACGGUGCUGGAAGAUGUCGAGCCACGGAAUGUCGACAAUGCGCUUCGCGCUGGAAUCCUCUUUCGAAAUGCUCCACAUCCAAUUGUUCGCAUAUUCAGCCUCUGUGGCCGAUCUCAGAUGCAUGUUCUCGGCUCGACGAAUCUCCGCGAUCCUCCGACGUCGUUUAAUCCCUCCCAUCUAUAUGUGACUACGCACCCGCCGUCGAAAGCGCCGCAGAUUUAUUGUCCGCCGGAAGCCAAUUUGUCGGUUCAGGUUAUUAUGUUUCACCGUCCACAACCGACGCGCAUGGAAUAUAUGUCAUUGGAUCCGAUUUCCCUUGCGUUGGGUGAUAAAGUCAAGGCCACAGAGGAUGGUGGCUCAGUAACGAGUAAGGUCGAGUCCGAGGAAGAGAGGGAGAAAGCUCGGUCUCGAGUCUUGGUUGAAAAAUUGAAACUUCACACGGUGGUCAAGCAUGUUCCGUCGCUUAAAGAGCAGGCUCUUCCUCUGAUUGUCAACCAAGUCAAUUGCGCCUACGAGAUGAGUCAAUUGAUGCAUAAAAACAGUCAUCUAAUUGGAAUCCGGGCCAAACGAAGCAUGAGCGUUGGUGAGCGUGUCGUGGAAUCUGCUACGACAUUGUGGGGACUCUUUGUUCUCUGCGUGGCUCAUGUGUUCUGGCAGUGGAUUUGGCCGGUUGUCACUAGGGUUUUUGUCAUCGGGCUCGUGGCCCACCGAUCAGUCGCGGAAGUCGUCCUACAGGUUCUGGAAUGGCGUGCAAGACCAGAUGCCGCGGCUAUCAAGGAUAUUUCUGCAACUGCUCAACAGGUUGAUAUACGGCUGCAGCAGUUCUGUUACUGGCCUAUCCAGUAUGUCAAAUUGCGUCAGAGGAAAGACAACUGGGAGAGUGUGACGACCAGCCACCCCGAUUAUAUUCGGUUUUACAACAGUCUAUGGCUGGUGGCCAAUGAUGUGAUCAUCGGAAUUGCCCUCGGCUCAUAUAUCAUUGACAACGCGAAUUGGGUGGCUUCUCAAAUCAACCUCGUUCUCACUGGCUGGACCGUUGAAGGCCUGCAACGCACCAUUUCAUGGCUGAUGGACUGGCCUGCCGGUUUAAAGCUGAACAACGAGCUUGCAGCCUUCCUCGGUGAUCUCUUCCUCUGGGUCAUUGAGAACUGGGCAGCCUGCAUCGCCAAUCUCCAACCAUAUCUCCCUGCUGUUAUCUACAUCGUCGGCUGUUCCAGCUUCGCCGGAGCCAGCAUGCCCAUUGCCCUCUUCUCUGACCUUCUCUCGAUUCUGACCGUUCACAUCUACUCUUUCUACAUCGCCUCUGCCCGUAUCUUCAACUGGCAGCUUACCAUCAUCAUCUCCCUUUUCCAUCUGUUCCGCGGGAAAAAGCGGAACGUACUGCGCAACCGAAUAGAUUCAUGCGAUUACGACCUCGACCAACUCUUGCUAGGAACCAUUCUCUUCACGGUGCUCUUUUUCCUUUUGCCAACCGUGGUGGUCUUUUACUUGACCUUUGCCUCGGCUCGAAUGUUGAUCAUUUCCAUGAAGGCCGGCUUCGACACCUGUCUGGCGUUCCUGAACCAUUUCCCUCUCUUUGCGCUCAUGCUACGCGUGAAAGAUUCCCAGCGACUACCUGGAGGUAUCCGAUUCGAGCUUCGGGAUGAACUGGACAAGCAGAGCACGGAUUCAGACUCUACCUUUUCAUACAUCCAUCUUGAAUCCAUCCCACUUCCGCUCCGCGCAAUGUUCGACCAAUACUUCCAACUCGGCCACCGACUUCGAAAGCACUAUUUAGCACCACGCGUCAUCUUCUGCCUCGCUACUGGCCGCUUCGUCCCGCCCAUCCACCGCCGCAACUUAUACAGCAUGCAGUACAGUAUGCUCCCUGCACGUCGAGCUGGAAUGGCUGAGGUGUGGGCUAUGCUCACUCAGCCGAAGAAGGGUAGUGGUGGAAGUGGUGGCUCUGGCUCUGGCUCUGGUGGUAUGGGUAACACGAUACCCAAGGUCCCGCCGAACUUUGGGCAGGGGGACAGUCGAAGACGAGGUCAUCGAUGA